Kockovaella imperatae is the source of this 654-nucleotide messenger RNA. RefSeq lists its product as hypothetical. The transcript is spliced from 3 exons. NCBI's taxonomy places the organism in Eukaryota, Fungi, Basidiomycota, Tremellomycetes, Tremellales, Cuniculitremaceae. The record is from RefSeq and is a predicted model, not a curated record. The coding region runs from base 327 to 602 and encodes 91 amino acids. Gene Ontology annotation, cellular component: endoplasmic reticulum.
GGUCUCUCAACUUGACGCUCUGAUUACGAAGGAUACUAUCCAAGUAUGACCCUCAAGCCGGAUGGAUCUGUCGUGGGAAACUCUUAGACCGGUCUCGUUCGUCCAGCCAAGCGCUACAUGCUGCCAUGUUCUCGCAGAAAACAUCGCCUCACAUAAUCAAGAUACGGAAUUAGACGUGUAUCAUCCCUGAUCCACAGUAGAGUUCGCCCUGCUUCAGUCCAUCAGACUAAAUCCCCUGCAGCUUCACUCCCCUUGUAUCACGUCGAGAUGCAACAGUGGCAGGGCCACAUUUUGGGAGAAUUACUUACAUAAGCAAGUCUCGUGGCAUGUGUCUCUCUCACAGUCUCAUCUGCCAGCUCAGCGCGAUAGAUUAUUCGAUCGCUCUCAUCCGUACAGCGGUAUACACAAUGCCCACCGCAGCGGAUAUCAAACGAAAAAAUGCAAACUUCGCAGCUCGGGCUCAGGCGGGAAAGAGAACCACACGACCCGCUCGAACUGGUCAAAAGCAGAGCCUCGGGAUGUGGAUGUUGCUUGGGAUAGGUUUCUUACUGGUCGGAGGAACUGUGGUCGAGCUGGUACGGAUGAUCUUCAUGAAGGGCUAGUGACGAUGGGACUACCGUGUUGACGACAAAAUCGACAUGCAUAGGGCCUCUU